AUGAUGAAAAAUCGCCUUUCAAUGUAAAUCUUGAGCAGAAUUUUGGAUAGACACAAGGUUUUAGACAUCCUAGGGAUGAGGGUUGACUUUAGCAUUUCCUGCACCUGGUACAGUUGUCAAAGAACCUUCAGCUGUGGUUAUUUUCCUACUUCUUGGACAAGGAGAGCAUGGGGAAAAGGCAUUUGAUGACUGGGUCAUGUGAUCAGUAGCUCUUGAAUCCAUGAUCAAGAAAUCCACAAAAGCUAUACUUUAUACACUAAAUCUAAUAGAGGAUGGAAACUCACCUGAAUGUGCCAAUGAUCAAGAGGCUAUGGGUUUGCUGUGAUUCCCAAUUAUAGAUCCCACCCUCUCAACCUUAUCUUGAUUGUAGCCACCUGACUCCUUUGGUGCUGUUUCAUCAUGCUAUACUGUCGUUACAUGGCUUGAACACUGUUCCUUGACUACUAUCCUUUCUGUCCCCAUUCCUGACUGGCCUGACCAUUCAGGAGUCUGACGCUCCUUCAAAGCUGUCAUCUGAUUUGCAUAUUUUGUAACUAUUCUGCUACCCUAUUUUGCCGCCAUUGUCUUCACCUUUACUUCAGAGACCUGAGCUGCAUCCCUAGGUUAAGGACAUGUCUGUUGGAUUGCAUCCUAAAUAUCCUUGGCAUUAGCCAAGAACAUACAUGUGUCACUAAUCUCAGGAGUCAUCCCGAUCACAAAAAGAGGUCCACCAUGAUGGGGGGUAAGGUACUUUCAUUCUUUCCAGAACAGAAAGAAUGAAAAGGGGACCGUCCUUUUUUUUCUUUCGGCAUGCUCCUAGGAUAUAAAGAACAUAAUUUCAUAACCAUGCCAUAAUUAUGGAAUCUUCUUCACCCCCAUGUCUCAGACCAAGGAUUCCCUGUUUUUUUUCCCUGUGCUUGUGAGAUGGCUGAUCUUCCCUUUCCUUUUUAGCACAGUGUGAACAAAUUGGAACCACCAAAGGAUUUUUUUUUCCACUCACUCUAUAUAUGCAGGUUGAAAGCCCAGCAAUUCUCCAGUUUGUUGAAACCAUAAAAGCCCCCAUUUCUACAAUGUCUGACAUCUGUAGAAAAACUGACAGUUGCUUGCAGUGA
Messenger RNA from Spirodela intermedia, 1091 nucleotides. The record is from the annotation of a GenBank genome assembly. Lineage: Eukaryota; Viridiplantae; Streptophyta; Magnoliopsida; Alismatales; Araceae.